AUGGCUGGUGAGAAAACACGUCUACUCGUUUCUUAUGCAUGGGAAACCGCGACUGACAAAUUUGGAGGUUGCGUCACUUGCCGCCAGCGAAAAGUCAAAUGUGAUGGAAGACCGGGGUUGUGUCGCCGCUGUGAGAAACUGGGCAUUCAGUGUCUAUCGACAGGGUCGCCUCUUUCUCCACAAAGCACAGACUCGGUAGCACGGGCCUCGAAUUUAACUCAGGCUGGCCACAAGCGUCUGCGGAUUCCAGUUGCGUGCGAGACAUGUCGAAAGAAGAAGCUCAAGUGCGACGCUCAGAAACCCGCAUGCUCCUUUUGUAUGCGGAAACAAUCGCAAUGCCUAUAUGUGACAGCUGGUCGGCGAUGGGGCGAACUAGACAGCAAGAUCUCGCCGGGCCUGGGACAUGCACCUUCAGAGAGCUCAGAACAAGCCGCCGAGCUGCCGAGGAACUCAACUCUCAGCUAUGAUACGGCUGAGGCGGGGGAGACGACUUUCCUCUCUAGCCAUGCUGCAGAAGAACAGUUCUCCAGGUCUCCAGGAAGAGUCAGUCAGUCUGAUGUAACGGCAUCGGAAAGAGGUUCUGAGAGGCGGGCGAAUGAAAUGAGUGUGAACUCUGCCCAUAGCCCACGAUCGGCUCCAUCCGAGCCACAAAUGCGCACGUUGGGAAUUCCCUCGGGCCAACAACUGCUACCAUACCUGGAUUCUCUCCUGGAGAAUGUCCACCCAAUUAGUUGUAACAACUUUUUGCAUCCAGGCUACUUGUGCGAAGGCCUUGGCCGAGCACCGGCCUUGCUACUGCUUGCUAUUUGUGCAUCGUCGUCCAAAUUUCUUCCUGGUUCCAGCAGCCGUGGGAACGGACUGAAAUGGGCAGCAGAAGCGAGAAGCUUGAUCACGAGCAACUUCGACCACAUUUCAACGUUGACCAUCUCAGCGGUGCAAUUUCUUGUUUUGCACGAGAUGCACGAAGGAGAAUAUACCUCCGCAUGGAACUUAGUUGGAAUCGCUACUCGAAUGUCGAUGCAACUAAAGCUCUAUGAGCCCAACUCACCGGGGACAUUUCUGCAGCAGGAGUGCCGGCGUCGCCUCAUGUGGGCGGUGCUGGUAUCCGAUCUCCUUUUCGAGAGCAACAGUCAUAUUGACCUAGAACUGCUGAUGGAUGUACCCUUACCGUGCAAUCUAUGGAGCUUCACCCAGGGACAGCCUUGCAAGACUCUGACUCUUCGUCAACUUCGCGGCGUGGUUGAAGAUGAGGCAGUAAAGCAGUCCUCCAAUCACUGCGCAUACCUGAUUAAUAUUCUGGUGAUUCGGCGCAAAAUCUUGACUUACAUGCAAGAGGCCCGGGACUCAAAGAUGGACUUGCCUUGGCUUCCAGGGUCUUACUUCUCUAUGCUAUGUGAAGAGUUAGAAAUAUGGAGGCGCAACUUACCAGCCAACUAUGCUUUUGUUGAGCGUCACAUGUACACUUUCAGAGUCAGCCCGCAUCUCGACAUCUUUCUCAUGAUCCAUGCGUAUUAUCACCAAUGCUGUAUCAUUCUAUUUGGCGCCUUCGUUCCCGAAGAUGUAGGCUCAAAACUCCAACGCUCUGUGGUGCAAAUUCCUCCCGAGUUCAUCCAGACUUGUUCAGAUCGGUAUGUCUCACAUGCUAGAGAUAUUUCGUUCCUGAUACAGAAGGUCUUAAAAGUCGAGCCCGAUCAUCUUUUCCGUGAUCCGUGGCUCGGUCUUUGUAUCUGGGAUUCGACAUCUGCUCUGCUCGCGUCAACUAGGUGGCAAGAAAAUAGGAAUUCUUACAGGGAUGAUGUCACGGAGCUGGUGAAGUUGAAUCUGCGAGCUCUGGAAAACUCUAUGCCAAUUAUAGUUCUGGCUAAGAAAGUCCAUGGAUUUUGUUGCGCUGACGCCAGAGCUUACGGCAUCGAAAUUCCCAAGGGGCUUUCUGUGGAGGAUAUGGAGCGGGCACCAUUCGAGCCAGGGCCAUUCAAUGCAGCUGAUGGGAUAUCUCGGCGAUAUCCGUUCUUCUCCACUAUGAAAACUCAGGAUUCUCCCGAAUGGGAUCAAUUAUUUCAUGCUACCAACGUCGGCAAUCAUGCAGCUCCUACACGGCCAUCUGCAUCGACCCCCUCUCGACCUCUACAUUCAAUUCCCAAACCAGGGUCAUCAACAUUCCAACCUAGCCAGACUCUAUCAAUCACUGAAGAGCUUUCCUACUUGCACACUCCCAGCAUGCCGAUGUUAGCCUCCUGGCCCAUGGAUGAUUUCCAGUGGUGGCAAAUCCAAGAUCCGGACAUGGAUCCGGCAGCAGCAGCAGCAAUUACCGGCCUUGUACCUUCUAUCCCAGCGGAUCAACAACUGCUCCAUCACCAACAUAACAACCAAGAGACAGCCAUAUCAACUCCAUACUACGGCUACGAGCGCGUCCUCGCUGCCAACUUGGUCAGCCCAGGAGACAUACUCCAUAGUGUGGCGGAGGCCUUUGACAGCCGUCAAGUCCUGACUCCCCAAUUAGAACAGCCAUAG
Messenger RNA from Trichoderma gamsii, 2511 nucleotides. RefSeq lists its product as hypothetical. Gene Ontology annotation, molecular function: DNA binding; zinc ion binding; DNA-binding transcription factor activity, RNA polymerase II-specific. NCBI's taxonomy places the organism in Eukaryota, Fungi, Ascomycota, Sordariomycetes, Hypocreales, Hypocreaceae. The transcript is spliced from 8 exons. The record is from RefSeq and is a predicted model, not a curated record. Gene Ontology annotation, biological process: DNA-templated transcription; regulation of DNA-templated transcription. Gene Ontology annotation, cellular component: nucleus. Bases 1 to 2511 code for a protein of 836 amino acids.